UCAAAAUACAUCUAAUGAAUAGCCUUGAUGUAAAAAUACGAUGAAGCGAUAUGAUGAAGAUCAAGACCUAAGCACUUACAAACACAACAGCAUAUUGGAAACGUGCAUUGCCGAAGGAUUCAUUGACGCUUUUUAUUCAUACAUGGACUAAACUUCUGUCUUUUCGAAGCUUUCGUCCAAACUUCACAUGAUGCUGAGCACAAGAUGCUGCAAUGAAUAAAAAUUUGUUUACUUGGUACAGCAGAGUGCGGGAGGACGUGUGCAAAAGAGAAUAGGCAAGAUUGCUUGAAGAAUAAUGACGCUACAAAGGUGCAUGUGCUGCGUUUGUUGUUGUCGUUGUUGCAAAACAUUUUGGUGUCAGAUUCUUGGAAUUACACUUAGAUCUUUUCCAAUCGUUAUUCUUGAGCUCAUAGGCUGGGCUUUAUUUUCAUACGUGGAGGAUAAUUUGCAUCUGAAAUAUUGCUUCUCGAACACCAACCAUGUUGCUGAUAAACUAUACCCGCAAGGCAAUGAGACGAAAAAGGCUACCGAACUUUUCACCAGACUUUACCAUAAAACAAAACUGCUGCCUUCCAAUAACCAAAGUGUUGUAAUUUAUGCAUUGUUUCAGUUCCAUUUCAAAGUCCCCCCUUCAGUACCUCUGUCAAAAGAGAUAUUGGGAGGUCUUGGCUGCCUCAGAUGGUAUCGCUUUUCUGCAAUGACAAUGACAACCAUUGGUUUUGGUGGCGUAACACCGAGAACAACCACUGGCAAAUUGCUUACGAUUCCAUAUGCCCUGGUGACAAUUCCAGCGAUGCUUUCAUUUCUAGCAUACGUUGGAUCCGUCGUUUCCAGUUGGGUAGAGAAUUUGAUGCUUUGCGUCCAUAGAUUAAUCAAAGGCAACAAACCUUUGAGAUACAAACUCGUCAAACGCGUCAUCUACAUGUACAUUGUGGUUUGGAUAGCGGGCCUGUUGUUUGCAGCAGACUUCAUUUUCAAUUCCUUGUAUUUUCAGGCAUCAAGCCAGGAGUCUUGGAUCAAUGCCUUGUAUUUUGCAUUUGUCACAUUCUCGACUAUUGGAUUCGGGGAUAUAUCAGAACCUGCUAAUGACAGCAAGUUUUAUGGCUUAACACUUAUUGUUGGUUUAGCAUCAUUCUCUGGAUUUGCUGACUCGAUUCUAGCUGCAUCUUCAAGGGUUAAGUUUGGAUUCAAGAAGAAUUACACCUUUUAUUUCUUUCACUAUAUAGAGGAUGAAGAACUUGCGCAAAACUAGGCCAGAAACAUUUACUUGGCUUAAUUUUCAUACGUAAUACCUUUUUGUCAGAGUGCUUAAGGCAUGUUUAGAUAUGCAGAAUUAUCCCACCUCUGAGCUUUUGUGCUAGCUAGUGGAAAAAAUCUGCUCAUGUUACGUACAUCAAUUUCAUCCAACACACUAAAUGCUUAAACAUCCGUUAGAAUCACUCCUUGUAGUCAGUAAAAUGUUCAAAUGAGAACAUGGAACCACAAGAGGUAAGAUCUGGCAGUCUGAGAGCAGAAUCUCACUCCCCCUAGAAUCAGUGACAGUUUGAAGGGGUCCAGGGGGCAACGGCCCAGGCCCCAUGCUUAUGAUAGCCAGAAGGGGCCCCGCUCCCAAGAGAAAAAUUAAAAGUGUGAAGAACAAGGGCUCCACAGAUGUUUUUGGUACCGGGCCCCACAGUUUCUAAAACCAAUUCUGCCCAGAAUAAAUUGCUUCUCGUAUAAACACAAGAAAAGAAUUACAACGCUUUGUGAAGAAAGAUUGAGUCAUACUUUUCAGCCCAUGGAAAGGAAAAUGGGAUAACUUUGUCCAUAAAAAAGGCCCCAAUAAAGACAAGUAUUUCCGUUCACAAUAACAAGAGUGAAAUUUGAAACUAAGGGUAAACAUAGCUAAAGCAAAAUUAUCCUAAUUUUCAGCCCACGAGCUUGGAUGAAAUCACCGCAUAAUUACAUACACAUUUCAUCCUACCUACAAACUUUUUUAAUCCCAGGUCUCCCUUCAAACUCCAGAACAUCAAUACUAUUAUGUGCAACGUGAACGCGUGUGCAACUAUAAGAUCUUCAUCUCACCUUCAAGCCAGCUGAGCGUUUUUACGGGAAAAUUUAUCUCGAGUGGCGAGAUCCAGCAAGCUGAGGGCCACAUAAUAAUUUUCUUUAAACUAAAGAUGGAAAUAAUAAAGCUUUGUAACAUCCCCCUUCCUUUAAACAUGAAUGACUCUUUGGUACCCCCCCCCCCUUUUGACCUGGAACUCUAUGGUUUAUUCAUUGCUGUUGAAUUCAUCCACCCAAAUGCUAACAGUGAUGAGUGCCGAAGCGAAAUUGAUAAUUCAAAAGUACCUAAGAUUUUGUGUAUAUACUGAUGUUUGUGCAAAUGUGCAAGAUAAACGGAAAUUAUUCCUACACGAAUUUCUAUUUCAUAUUUAUUUGCUAAAGCUAAACACCCCUUUCUAACACUAGAUUGGAUGUUAACGAUGAUCAGUUCUAUUCGCUGCCAAUCAACCAGAGAACAGAACCGAGCACUUGCUUGCUCAUGUUUAUUAUUAUUAGUGAUACGUCACGAUAUGUACGUCAAAACUUUCAAACUUUAUGGAACAAAGCUUUGGAAAUCUCUUCCUAAAGCUAAUAGAAAUGGAUCAUCAUAUUCUUUCUUAAAACGAAGUGUAAAUUUAUUUUAAGGCAAAUUUAAUGAUCAUUCUGUUACUAACUAUGGUUUUAUUGUGUAACUAUUAUUAUUAAUAUUUUACAGUUCUUCUACUUUUCAGGCUGAAAAAGCUUUGCUUAGUCCAGUUAUUUUGCAAACAAUCUUUUGGUGGUACAAAACUUAUAAAUGG
This is a messenger RNA of Rhopilema esculentum, 2825 nucleotides long. The record is from RefSeq and is a predicted model, not a curated record. Lineage: Eukaryota; Metazoa; Cnidaria; Scyphozoa; Rhizostomeae; Rhizostomatidae.